UCUUUCCCGUCCUUUCACCUUCCGUUCUUCUCCCAACGCUUCCGUCGAAACUUGCGAACCAAAAAAAGGGCGCAAAAAAGCAGAAGAGCCCAAGAACAAGAAGAAAGAAGAAGUAGAAUCCCGGCAAUCGGCCAUUCACGCAUCUCAGCAACAUCCAGAAAGGAGGAAAGCACCAUACCCCCGGCGUAAAUUUUAUCCCCUCUUCGCCGUCCCGCCGCGGGUUUGCCACUCCCCGACGAUCGCUCUCUUCGGCUGCGUCGUGUUAUGGUCAUGGUGGUUCCUGCUGGGAAUCGUAAUUCAAACAGUCGUGUCAGAUCUCAGAUAAUCUACGGAGUUUGUUCUUUCUAGUGGUCGAUCGCUGUGAAUAGUUUGUAAAGAGGUGGUUGUGUAACUCUGUGUAGUUGGUUUGAUUGGUUUCGAUUAGGGUUUUCUGUUGCUGGAAUUUGAGCAGAAAGUGGUGAUUUGGUUGUGUUAAUAUGAUAAUUGAGGAGGUGGAGGGAGGCGAGUUGGAUGUAGUUGAUAGUAUUGCGGAGGAGGAUCGAAUUGGCGGUGGAGGAGGCUUGGUCGUUUGGGACGCGAAGCGGGUUUUGAUCGGAGCGGGAGCCAGGGCUUUGUUUUAUCCGACUUUGCUUUACAAUGUCGUUAGGAACAAGUUUCAGGCUGACUUCCGGUGGUGGGAUCGGGUGGACGAGUUUAUUUUGUUAGGUGCUGUUCCAUUUCCUACUGAUGUUCCAUGCCUCAAGGAGCUUGGUGUUCGGGGAGUCGUUACCAUGAAUGAGCCAUAUGAGACAUUGGUUCCCACAUCUCUAUAUUACGAACAUGGCAUUGACCAUCUGGUACUCCCUACUAGGGACUACUGCUUUGCACCUUCCUUGAGAGACAUAUCCCUUGCCGUAGAGUUCAUUAACGACAAUGUCCUGCGAGGGGAAACAACCUAUGUCCAUUGUAAAGCUGGUCGAGGACGCAGCACCACCGUGGUCUUAUGCUACCUUGUACAGCACAAGCAUAUGACACCUGAUGCCGCCUACAAAUAUGUAAAGUCGAUCAGACCGAGAGUGCUUCUUGCACCUGCCCAGCGGCAGGCUGUUCAAGAAUUCUAUCACCUUCACAUAAAAACACACGUCCUCUAUGGCAGUUUGAGAAAUCUGAUAUUAAAGGCCCAAAGGCAAAGUCUGGAUCUCUUCCUCUCGAAGGAUCUCGUGAAAUUCGACGAUGGCUCGGUAGUUCUUGUUACAGAAUCAGAUCUCGAUGGAUAUGACCCAAGGCUUGUCUCUAGUCCAAUGAAGAGUAGUGAGAUAUGGGCCGACUUGAGCGUGGUUUAUGGAGUACGGCUUGCCGGGCAGGCAGUACUCACAAGGAUCUCCUGUCUGUGGCUCCGUUGUGGGGGGCACCACAAGUUUGUCGGCGGGAAGCAACUGAACAGGAAGAGCAGCUGCUCGAUCAGCAGGGAUCAAUUAGGAGGGAGGAAAAAAUUGGUCAGGCAUCGAGGGAUUUUCCACGGUAUGGAUUUGCCGGCCGCGGUGAAUGAGGAUCUCCCCCAAGUCCUAUGGAUUAAGAACCCGCCCGCCUUCGGCAUCUUAGGGGAAGAUCACUUCACCACCACCAAGUUCCGGUACUUGAAGGCCUUCGAACCCACUGCACAAUUUCUUUGCAACCUGCACUCGCUCCGUGCAGGCGAUCCUCGAACUCUUGCCGGAGGUGCGCGUCAUCGCCACCACCAGCGCUGGGCUCAACCUGCUGGACCUGCCCGAGUGCCACCGCCGAGGGAUCAAGAUCGCCAAUGCGGUGUGUUUUCCCGGCGAGAAAAACUAGAUGAACAGAAUUGGAUUUUGCACCUUUUUUGACUUCCAAACAAACGAUUUGUUGGCCUUAUAAAGCCAUUUAAUUCCUUGUUUUUAACCGAUGUGGUACAAUGUUAAUUUUUAUGGGUAAACAAAUGCCCC
Linum tenue is the source of this 1943-nucleotide messenger RNA. Lineage: Eukaryota; Viridiplantae; Streptophyta; Magnoliopsida; Malpighiales; Linaceae. The record is from the annotation of a GenBank genome assembly.